AUGGGCACAUUUAUAAAACUUUUUAUUUUUGCAAUAAUUCUAGUAAAAUUUUUACCUUCUUUUGGUGACAGUUCGGAUAAUAAUUCUUAUAAAUGGCCAACUGUCGCUAUUUCAGUGUUGAUACGAAACAAAGCUCAUACAUUACCGUAUUUCUUUUCCUCUCUGAUGAACUUAGACUAUCCUAAAGAUAGAAUAUAUAUUUGGAUUUACAGUGACUUUAAUGCAGAUAACAGUGUGGAUAUAAUAGAAGACUGGGUUGAAAAAUAUGGUCCAGACUACAAUGCUAUUUAUGUAACAACAAAUACUACAACUGGACAACUGCAUCCUGAUGAGAAAAUAUCUACAAAUUGGAGUCCUCAGCAUUUUCAACAUGUCAUCCAUUUGAGAGAAGAUGCUAUUAGAUUCGCUAGAAGAAUGUGGGCUGAUUUUAUUUUUAUGAUAGAUGCCGAUGUGUUUUUGACAAAUCCGUCAACAUUAAAAGUUCUGGUCAAUAAGGAUUUUACUGUGGUUGCCCCCAUGCUUGCCUCUGAUGGACUUUACUCAAACUUUUGGUGUGGAAUGACAGACCAAUACUAUUAUAAAAGAACGGAAGACUAUAAGCCUAUUGUAAAUCGUGAAAAAAUAGGGUGUUUUGAAGUUCCUAUGGUGCAUACUGCAGUACUAAUAUCCCUAAAGCAUCAAGCAUCAGACCUCCUUACAUACAACCCUAAAAACAUAAAGAAUUACAAUGGACCUAUCGAUGAUAUUAUAGCUUUUGCGUUAAACGCAAAAAAUAAUGGUAUCAGUCUAAAUAUUUGCAAUGAUUAUCCUUAUGGGUUUGUAACUGUGCCUUUGGAAGAUGGGGAUGAUCUGAGAAAUGACCAAGAGCAGCUGUUGAAUAUUAAAUUAGAAGCAAUUAGUCGAGGGACUCCAUUGCCAUUAGACAAACAUAUGGAGAAGUAUGUGGUUUAUCCACAAUAUUGGAAAUUCGGAUGCAGCGAAAUCUUUAUGAUUAACCUUGAGAGGAGGACUGAGAGGCGGAAGCUUAUGGAACUAAGCAUGAAGGAACUUGGAAUGGAAGCUACACUAUUUAAGGCUGUAGAUGGCAGGGACCUGGAUCUGUGCAAUUUAAAAGAAUUCUCUAUCACAUUGAUGCCUGGCUAUGAAGAUCCUUAUCAUAAAAGGCCAAUGAAAGCUGGAGAGGUGGGCUGCUUCCUUAGUCAUUACUACAUUUGGAAAAAGAUAGUUGAGAAUCAUUAUAAGACGACCUUAGUCCUUGAAGACGACAUACACUUCGUACCAUACUUCCGACACAAAUUUAUUCUGCUGCUGGACGAAAUAGAAGAGUUAGAUUGGGACCUAGUAUAUAUCGGUAGAAAGAUUUUACUAGAUGGCGAAGAAGAAUAUGCAACCCCGCAUACAACACGACCUCUCUACUCUUACUGGACCCUCGGUUACCUGAUUAGCGAACGGGGAGCGCAAAAGUUAUUGGACGCGAAACCACUCGAUAACAUGUUGCCUGUCGACGAGUUUCUUCCUAUUAUGUUCGAUCAGCAUACAAACGACACAUGGAAAUCCUACUUCCCUAACCGCAACUUGAACGCGUUCUCAGCGGCUCCACUACUUGUACACCCAACGCAUUACACCGGUCAAGAAGGUUACAUUAGUGAUACUGAAGAUUCCACUGUCGUAGACGUAACGGCACUGUCUGGACGUAUGCGUAAUGAGCUGUAG
Messenger RNA from Parnassius mnemosyne (clouded apollo), 1713 nucleotides. NCBI's taxonomy places the organism in Eukaryota, Metazoa, Arthropoda, Insecta, Lepidoptera, Papilionidae. The record is from the annotation of a GenBank genome assembly.